Messenger RNA from Aspergillus saccharolyticus JOP 1030-1, 785 nucleotides. Its product is annotated as dienelactone hydrolase. Gene Ontology annotation, molecular function: hydrolase activity. The transcript has 4 exons. The record is from RefSeq and is a predicted model, not a curated record. The coding region runs from base 27 to 785 and encodes 252 amino acids. NCBI's taxonomy places the organism in Eukaryota, Fungi, Ascomycota, Eurotiomycetes, Eurotiales, Aspergillaceae.
AUAGUAUCCCCUGCAGCUCUACCAUCAUGACUUGCGAAGCCUGUCGCACCAUCCCCCCCGUCAUCACCCAGGGAUAUACUCCUAAAGGGACCUACGAAGACAUCGCUGGCCUUAACACCUAUGUGACGGGCCCGCAAGAUGCCUCGGUGGGCCUGAUCGAUAUCUACGACAUUUUCGGCUUCUCCAGCCAAACCAUUCAGGGGGCCGACCUUCUGGCCAUCCGCCUGAACGCGGUGGUCAUCAUUCCGGAUUUCUUCCAGGGUGAUAAAGCCGACCCCUCCUGGCUGCCAGCCGACACGCCGGACAAACAGCAGGCGCUGACCAAGUUCGUCACCACUCGGGCGUCUUGCCCUGAUGCAGUCAAUGUGCUGUUGAACAAUGGGAUUCCAGCCUACCGCCGCCGGUUCUCCAGCGUGCAGGCGUGGGCUGUGACCGGGUUGUGCUGGGGAGGGAAGGUGGCCGUUCUGGCUUCGGGAGCCGAUACUCCAUUCAUUGCAUCGGGCCAAGUACAUCCCGGACGCAUGGCGGCAGAAGAUGCUCAGCGGUUGACGAUCCCCCACCUUGUGCUGGCGUCCAAAGAUGAGCCGGCUGAUGUGGUGGAGGCGUAUGCGAAGACGAUUGCGGAGAAGGGGCUGGGAGGGCAUGUGGAGACGUAUACGACGUCGAUUCAUGGGUGGAUGGGGGCACGAGCUGACUUGGAGAGUGAGAACAGUUUGGCGGAGUACAAGCGAGGGUAUAACCAACUGGCGGAUUUCUUUGAGAAGUACUUCCAACAAGCCAGGUAG